Molecule: messenger RNA, 3219 nt
Organism: Aethina tumida (small hive beetle)
Lineage: Eukaryota; Metazoa; Arthropoda; Insecta; Coleoptera; Nitidulidae
Product: long-chain-fatty-acid--CoA ligase 1
Exons: 11
Coding region: 463-2445 (660 amino acids)
Biological process (GO): long-chain fatty acid metabolic process
Cellular component (GO): membrane; endoplasmic reticulum
Molecular function (GO): long-chain fatty acid-CoA ligase activity
Source: RefSeq, a predicted model, not a curated record
GACGUCGACGCUUUAAAUCGCACACGCGACGUCAAUGUUAUCUAACCGUGCGCGAUGUUGUUUCGCCGAUUUUUCCUGAUGAAUUACCAAAUCCUGCUCUAAAACCAAUUCCGGAAAAUCGAUUCGCGAAUCCCAUUUGAUGGUUUUAACAUUUUUAAAACGAACUUCAAGUUGUAAAUUCGUGAAGUGAUUAACAGUGGCGACUAAUUACCAGACAAAUUUCGCACAUAUUCUCUAAGUUUUCUAGAACCAACAGUUUUAGACGCGGUACAUAAUCCUUGUAAAAAAUACGUAUUAUAUAAAACUGAAAUUUUGAAUUGGUGCCAGAGGUUUUUCUCGUGGCUAAUUCUCCUGGUGAGUCAGUGAUCGAUGGAUUCGGGGCUCGUUUUCGGUCUGUGGAUGUGAUUUAUGUGAUGAAGAUUUUGUGAAGGUUAUUUUGAGAUUUGAUUUCUUUUGGUGAAGAUGUGCAACUGUUGUUGUGCGAGUGUCAGGCCAGUUACUAUUCCCAUCAAUUUGAAAAACCAAUCUGAUACCUAUAACUGGAAAGGACCAGAUCUUAUACGUGUCUCUAGAUUCUUCAAAGAGGCAAAGGAAGGAAAAUUCGUCAGCUACCUUUAUCCUGAUACGAGGACAAUAUACGAAUCUUUCAGAAGGGGAGCAAAAGAAUCAAAUAAUGGACCUUGUUUGGGUUGGAGGGAAUCCUACUCAAAGCCAUACCAAUGGCUGAACUACAACGAGGCGCUGCUUAGAGCGAGAAAUUUGGGCGCCGGCCUGAUAUCUCAAGGUUACCAGCCAGGCACCAACACAAUAAUCGGCAUCUACUCGCAGAACUGUCCAGAAUGGAUCUUAACCGAGCAGGCUGUUUAUUGUUACAGCAUGGUCCUGGUGCCACUUUACGACACCCUCGGUCCAGACGCAUGUGCCUUCAUUAUCAAACAAGCUGAAAUAAACGUGGUGUUCGUCGAAGACGAUCAGAAAUGCAACCUGUUGAUGGAACGUUCGCCCAGAUGUUUGAGGAAGAUGAUCACUUACAAAGACAUCAGACCUGCAACAAAACAAAGGGCUAAAAACUUGGGUAUUGAGAUCGUCAAGAUGUCGGAUAUCGAACACUUGGGCGCCAAGUCCAAUCAUAACGAAGUUCCUCCAAGACCUUCGGAUUUGUGUACGAUUUGUUACACAAGCGGAACGACCGGUAAUCCGAAAGGUGUGAUGCUUACCCACGAGAACGUGAUCGCCUCUGUGAGUGCGGUUAUUCUCCAAAUGGGCGACCACAAGCUCCGCAGCACUGACACCAUGAUCUCCUUCCUCCCGCUUGCCCACAUGCUCGAACGCUGUUGUGAGAACGCGAUGUUUAUGAUGGGCGCAGCUGUCGGUUAUUACCUUGGAGACAUCAGAAGACUUUCGGAUGAUAUGAAGGCUUUAAAACCUACAGUUUGCCCCGCUGUUCCGAGACUAUUAAACAGAAUACACGAUAAAGUGCAAGCGGAAAUCAGCCAGAGUUGCAUUAAGAAAAUGCUGUUUAAUAUGGCCGUUACCGCCAAAGAAAACGAACUUAAGCGUGGCAUAAUAAGAAGUAACAGUUUCUGGGACAUGUUAGUGUUCAAAAAAGUUCAGGAAGGAAUGGGUGGAAGACUAAGACUGAUGUUGGUUGGUUCCGCGCCUCUAGCAGAAAACGUCCUUACCUUCAUCAGAUGCGCCUUAGGAUGUCUGGUGGUGGAAGGAUACGGACAAACAGAAUGUUGCGCCCCAAUCACUCUGACAAUCCAAGGCGAUCACGUGCCAGGUCAUGUUGGUCCUCCAGUAGCUUGCUGCUGUGUUAAACUUGUAGACGUGCCCGAAAUGGAAUACUGGGCUAAGAAUAACCAAGGCGAAGUAUGUGUUAAAGGAACCAAUGUAUUCCAAGGCUACUACAAGGAUCUCGCCAAAACUGAAGAGACUAUUGAUGAACAAGGUUGGCAUCACACCGGAGAUGUUGGAAUGUGGCUGCCAAACGGUACAUUGAAAAUUAUCGACAGAAGGAAACACAUCUUUAAACUGUCACAGGGCGAGUAUAUCGUACCGGAAAAGAUCGAAAAUAUUUACAUCCGUUCCCAAUACGUUAGUCAAGUUUUCGUACACGGCGAAUCACUGAAGUCGUGUAUCAUUGCAAUCGUAGUUCCUGACGUAGAUGUGAUCAAAUGUUGGGCGUCUGAGAAUGGAAUAAGUGGUACUUUCAGCGUUCUUUGCAAUCAUCCUGAAGUUAAACAAUUAAUUCUUGACGAUAUGAUUACUAAGGGUAAAGAUGCUGGUUUGAAAUCAUUCGAACAGGUGAAGGACAUUUACUUGCAUCCAGAUCCAUUCAGUGUUCAGAAUGGUUUGUUGACGCCCACUUUGAAGUCGAAACGUCCAGAAAUUAAGUCCUACUUCAAACCCCAAUUGGAAGACAUGUACAGCAAACUUACAUAGUACUGUUGCUGUAUCGCGUGCUUUUCUUAGGGAUUGACAGUUUUUAGAUUUUUAAUCACCAAAGUUUCCGCAAAUUUAGAUCGUAAAGACUUUUACAAUUAGCAAUAUUCGAGCAGCAUAUCUUGGGAUUUUGUUUUUUAUGUAUUAUUUUGUUUUUACCAAGACGAUUUUUAGUGCCAAAGUAGUAUCGGCAACUCUAUUGGUUUAUACACUGUAGUCGACAUAGAUCUGGUUUCAUUUUAAUCGCUUGGAAAACACGAGUUCGACAUUUUUAACGAAUAUAUUUUGAAAAGCAAUAAAUUGGAAUGUCGUAAUCAGUGUUUUUGGCUCUGGUAACGUUCCUUAGGAAUUAAGGACUUUCUCGCUGAUAAAUCAUCGAGAUAUUUUCAUUAAAAUGAACGAAAUUUUCAUUGAAAAUAUCUGUGACGCCUUUAUAGACAAAUAUAUCAAGAGUUUCGGUAAUUGUUACGGAUUUCAGAUUUUAUAACACGUUAAUACGUUUUUAAACACUAGACAUGUAAGAAUAUUUUGAACUCUUGAACACUUAAAAUAGCGUUAUUCUUAUUAUUCGAUUUCAAAUGAAUUUCAUUUGCGAGCAUCAUUUUUAUGGUAGUCAUACAUUUAUUCUUGCCCUGUUUAGUGAUAGUAACACCUUAAAUUAAGUUAGUUAAACCAAUUGUUACUCGUUUAGUUUAUUUACUGUAUUGGAACAUGUAUUUAUGUAAUUUAAGUUAUGUUGUUUAAGUCGUACUUAAAUAAAUAUAUUUGCAGAUA